Messenger RNA from Mya arenaria, 669 nucleotides. Its product is annotated as complement C1q-like protein 2. The record is from RefSeq and is a predicted model, not a curated record. Gene Ontology annotation, molecular function: protein binding. The transcript has 3 exons. NCBI's taxonomy places the organism in Eukaryota, Metazoa, Mollusca, Bivalvia, Myida, Myidae. The coding region runs from base 1 to 669 and encodes 222 amino acids.
AUGAAAGGAAUACUUAUCAUUUUAAUUCUUCACUUCUUUACGCAUUUCUCAACAUCCGAGGUACCGAACAACGAUGAAAAUGAUACAGAAACGCUGGAAGCUUCCGUACACAUAGGAGGUUCGGCUUCAAAUAUUUUGAACCGAUUAUCCGAGUUAGAAAAUAAAGUGGCCCGUCUUGAGGGUGAGAAUUCUAAGUUACAGAAAGCGGUGACUAGCCUUGUCUUCAAGCCACAGCAGGACGCUGAAGCGGCUCCGACGUUUGUCGCUGAGUCCACAGCCUUCCACGCGUACCUGAGUACAGACGUCAACCUAAACUCACAUGACGUAAUAAAGUUCGACGUCGAGGGAACGGAUACCAUGAACAGCUACGGCGUAAAUACCGGGAUAUUCACCGCUAAUGCUGUCGGACUCUACGUCUUCACGAUCACAAUCCACUCCGGCGUCCGUUCUUACGUCGGCGCGGAGAUAGUCGUUAACGGCGUCGUCCAGGGUGAAGCGUUCGCUGACUCGGAGGAAAUUACCGACACACACUCUUCAAGCGCGACGACCGUCGUCCAGAUGGCCGCCGGAGAUCAGGCCUGGGUUCGACGGGGGGCGGACAGUCAGUCGGUGCUGUGGAGUCACCCUUCCCGCGGACGUUCGACGUUUACAGGAUGGCUCCUCCUCUAG